Messenger RNA from Trichogramma pretiosum, 2588 nucleotides. RefSeq lists its product as uncharacterized. Lineage: Eukaryota; Metazoa; Arthropoda; Insecta; Hymenoptera; Trichogrammatidae. The record is from RefSeq and is a predicted model, not a curated record. The transcript has 5 exons. The coding region runs from base 24 to 2042 and encodes 672 amino acids.
UACACACAAAUACCAAAGAAACAAUGGAGAACCAAAUGAGACAGGACCCGAACCAGUCGCACUGCUACACGAACCCGUCGUUCUGCCGGCAAUCCGAGUACAUAGCGAACGAUAACGACCUGCCACCGCCUCCGCAAUUUCAAGUGGAUGACUUGCCGCCGCCGCCAGAUGUGCACGACAGUCCGAUGCCGGCCAACAAGAGCCUGGUAGCCCAACCUCAGCCACAGUACGGCCAAACGAAUCCCGCCUUCGUGCCCAACAGUCCGGAAAACGAUCAUCAUCAUCAGCCGCCACAGCAUCAGACACAGCAGCCACAGGAACAUCAUACGUCCUUACAGCUGCAGCAGCAGCAACAACUACUGCAACAACUGCAACAGCAGCAGCAUCUUCAACAGCAACAACAGCAGCAUCAGCAUCAGCAACAAUUGCGCCACAACAGCGUAGCGAACCUGAACCAGACGAGCCAUGCCGCGAUCGAUCGCUACUGCUACAUCGACGAGGCCGAGCCGAGUCCGGCCGAGCUCGGCGUCUCCUCGCACAAACGCUUCGGCAGUCUGCCGCCGAAUCGGCUGCGUUACUACAACAACAAUCGUCCCCUGGCAGCCGAUCGCUACGAGUACAUCCAGGACGAGACGCCACCCGCACCCGCACAGCAACAACCCCGCAUCGUCCAGGCCAACAACAGUACGGCGGGCAGAUACGCCUUCGUCGAGCAGCAGCAGCUCCAGCAGAGAUCGGCGACAACCACCAUACAGAGGACGGCCUCGGUGAGGUCGUACAGGACGGCGGCCGACGCCAGGUACGCCAGCAUGCAGGCGCCCGACGGCGCCGAGGCCAGUCCCGUGCGACAGCCCUGGCACGAGAUGGACGAGAAGUUCGGCAACGCUUCGAGGAGACAGAUCAGCACACCUAGAGGACGAUACACGAGCAUACCGCUGCAAGACGACGAUCCACCGCCGAGCCUGCCGGAGCGCAACAAUGCCGCCGAUCUGCAGCUGGUCGCCUCGCCGCCGCGCGGCAGCGGCUCCAACAAUCUCGCCACGCAGAAGCUCCACGAGAUACUGACUACGCCGAGGAAGCCGAGGACACCGCGCGGCGGACCGGCCACCGACCCGAUGCUCAUGCAGUCGCCGAGGCAGCAGCAGGUCCCGGUGCACCAGCCCACGACGCCUCGCGGUGCCUUCACGCCCGGCUGCUCGCCCUCGUCGGCGGCGGCCCACCGGGCGAUGAGCGCCUCGCGACAGCAGCUCCAGAUGCAGAGCGGCGGCAACACUCCGCUGUCGCCCGGUCGACGAGGUCCCGGUAGCCUGGGUGGCCCGCAGAUGACCUCCACGCCCAACAAGGAUCACACGCCCUCGGCGCGUCGCUGUCUGCCGCUCAACGCCGAGACGCCCUACGGCAGAUCGCCGGUGACUCGUCAGCAGCAGCAACAGCUGCAGCAACAGACGCCGGUGAGCAACGGCGCGGUGAGAUACCACGGCGAGGGCCUCAGCGACGAGGUCAUCUAUGGGGACAGGAAGAAACAGGCUUCGGGAUUCUAUCAGAGCGUCGAGAGCGCCUUCAUCGCCCGAACAGCGGUAGUACCACCUUUGUCACCACCAACGAGCGAAGCCAAUACGACACUCGUUAGCGCGACCGAAAAGGCCGAUCGCAAGAAUGCACCUUUGAUACUCUUCUUAGUCGGAGUACUGACGUGCGGUUUGAGCAUUUACCUGUCAUAUGCUCAGGGAAGGAGGUACUACUUCGACAGCGCCAUAAGCUGCGGCGCCUGCUGUGCCGUGGCCGGCGCGUGCCGCAGCAUGCGUCGCACCUGGACGGGACUCGGCCUUGCCGGUCUCUCGGCGCUCAGCUGCGCCGGCCUGUUGCUACUGGCCGCCAAGGCCCCCCGCCCCGGCACACCUCUGCACGAUGUCACGGCCGGGGCGCUCUGCGGCGUCUCGGUCCUCGGCGCAGUCUUGGCGCUGCUCGCGCUCAUCUCACCCAGAUGCACCUUCGGCAGACAUCGACGAGUACAUUCCUGGAUACCGAGAUUCUCGCCCUGAUUCUCCGGGAGCUGCAUUCCAAACUCGAUCUAAUUUCAUCAUUAUCAUUAUUACUAUUUUUUACCUGAUUCAAAAGUCUUGAGCUUUGCGAGCUUGCCGCAUUCCUUUCCGUAUAGCAUACGAAUCGCCGGCGCGUAUCGUCGGUUUUACUCUCGAUGGUACUUGCUACAGCUGUGCUUUAGCAAGCACUAUCGAAGAUGGAAAACAAAUGUACACCGAUGUUUGAGUGAAAUUGUAAUUAAGAGUUACUGGAAGAUAUCUAAACUAUCUUUUCUAAUAACUUUUAAAGAAAAUUAUGCGAGUGUUAGAAAUUUAAAAAAAAAACUACCGAAAAUAUAACACGUUAAAAUUAAAAUUUCAGUUCCAUAAAUCCUUUAGACUUUUGAUUUGAAUUUACAAAAUUUAUAAUUUGAUUAUAAUAUUUUUCAGUUGCGUCCGUGAAACUUUGUACCAAGAUCAAUGAAAACGGAUUAAAUAACAAAAGUAAACAAUUUUAUAUUUUUCGACGAUCAAAUCAGUGUCAAAAAUGCAGUUAAUUAAACCAAA